AUACCGACAUCUAACACUACUACAUUUUUUCAGUAAUGGCAGGCAAAACUUUAUUAGUUUCAUCUCUCUUGCUCUCCCUCCUCCUCCUCGGAUCCUCAAAUACACACACCACCAAAAGAGUCCGUGCUCACCGCCCGUGUAAAAGGCUUAUACUCUACUUUCACGACAUAAUCUAUAACGGCAAGAAUUCAAAGAAUGCAACUUCUGCAAUCGUAGGUGCGCCGGCUUGGGGCAACCGAACCAUAUUGGCAGGGCAAAACCACUUUGGCGACCUGGUGGUGUUCGACGACCCUAUUACGCUUGACAAUAAUCUGCACUCUCCCCCGAUUGGGCGCGCGCAAGGGUUCUACAUUUACGACAAGAAGGAGAUUUUCACCUCGUGGCUGGCGUUUUCCUUUGUUUUCUACUCCGGGGGGCACGAGGGGAGUAUCAACUUUGCAGGGGCCGAUCCGCUGAUGAACAAGACUAGGGAUGUCUCGGUGAUUGGUGGCACUGGUGACUUCUUCAUGACUAGAGGGGUGGCCACUUUGAUGACCGAUGCCUUUGAGGGGGAAGUGUAUUUCAGGCUUCGAGUUGAUAUCAAGUUGUAUGAAUGUUGGUAACUAGUUUCUUUUCUUUUUUUGGCUUAUGUUGCGUCUUAUUUAUGAUGCCUUCAAUAAUUUACGAUGGAUAUUGUUUCGUGGGGUCUAACCGCUAUGGCCUCUUUGCUCAAUGUUUAUCACUUCGAGUUGAUUUCCAAGUUGAUCUGUUUGGAACAGAAA
Rhododendron vialii is the source of this 761-nucleotide messenger RNA. Its product is annotated as dirigent protein-like. The transcript has a single exon. Bases 36 to 602 code for a protein of 188 amino acids. The record is from RefSeq and is a predicted model, not a curated record. Lineage: Eukaryota; Viridiplantae; Streptophyta; Magnoliopsida; Ericales; Ericaceae.